AUGAACCACGGCGUAUCGUACGGUAUGCUAGUUUUUAUUAUUGUGUGUUUUCAAUAUGAAUAUGUGUACAACGAUUCGAUGGAAAGUAAUGAAAUUGGCAUAAUUCGAAUACAAAUCGCCGUCAUCCUUCCGAAAGACACCGACGAACCACCAGAAAUACGACAGUAUCCAUACAGGUUUGAAAUGGCGUGUCCCGCGAUCGACAUCGCUGUUGAAAAGUUGAUGAUGGUGGAACAUUUUUUCGGUGGACGGAAUGUGACCAUGACAAUUAGGAAAGUGGACUCUGGAUGUUCUAACGCCGUUGCUCCAAUUCGUGCCGUAGAGUUCAUCACGGAAAAACAAGUAGACGUAUUUCUAGGACCAGCGUGUGACUAUGCCGCCGCAGCCGUCGCCAGAUUCGCCGCUCACUGGGAUAUACCUUUUCUGACGGCUGGCGCUAAAGCAAAGGAAUUCGCGAUGAAAGAUAUGGCCGAUUUCCGCACUUUGACACGAGCUCACGGUCCCUUUUUAAAAAUGGCCGAAUUUAUGAUGGAAAUAUUGCGUAAGUUCGAGUGGAGUUCACCGGCUAUUAUUCAUAGCGAUAUAGACGUUUCCCUGUACAGAGACUGCUGGCUGUUCGGUGGUGCCCUUUUUCACCUGUUCUAUCGAGCUGGUUGGUACGAUCCUGGCAAGGACUACCCUGGGUACCAAAAGUUUGUGGAGGACGAAGAUCCUAACUAUGCAAAGAUCCUCCAAGAAACUGUCAUGCCAAAUGGUAGAA
Messenger RNA from Saccoglossus kowalevskii, 760 nucleotides. RefSeq names its product atrial natriuretic peptide receptor 1-like. Lineage: Eukaryota; Metazoa; Hemichordata; Enteropneusta; Harrimaniidae. The record is from RefSeq and is a predicted model, not a curated record.